Molecule: messenger RNA, 3213 nt
Organism: Corythoichthys intestinalis (scribbled pipefish)
Lineage: Eukaryota; Metazoa; Chordata; Actinopteri; Syngnathiformes; Syngnathidae
Gene: macc1
Product: MET transcriptional regulator MACC1
Exons: 5
Coding region: 143-2653 (836 amino acids)
Cellular component (GO): cytoplasm
Source: RefSeq, a predicted model, not a curated record
CAUGCUCGUUGUGUGUGAAGGCAGCGCUAAACUGUGACAAGGAGACACUUAACAAGAGCACAAAGAGUCAAAUGUUUUUGGAGCCUCUAUUUCUGAUUGUGCCCCAGGAAAAACUACAAACAUCUAAUGUCGAGGAUAAAAAAUGGAUAAUUCCUUGCCAUGUGCAGGCAGUCUUGUGAGAAGCAGAUCUGAGGGGACACUGAUUGAUCUGGAUGAAAAAACUCUGAAUGGGGAAAAUCUGAACGAUGGAAAUGUGCCACAAAAUUCAAGGUAUGACAAGUUAAGACAAAAUCCCUUUUGGAACAAGCUGCCUGGAUCUAAUCCUUUCUUAGCUGACAUUGUACACAAUUCCGAAAGACUCACUUCCAACACAUCACACACAUUCGCAGGGACAGCAAAACAGCUAAAUACAGAAAAUGGGGACACCAUUAGCACAUCCUCAGAUGAAGGCAACAUGGAGAAGUUUCUGGAAAAGAAAAACAAAGCCAACAACAAAUCCGGGAGAUGGAAGAGUACCACAGACAUUCUGGAUAAUUUUGAGAGGAAAGUACCAAAGAGGGGUGAUAGCUUCAAACCGUCAAAGCCAGUUCUAAAUCCUGACUUUGAGUGGCUAAAAAAUGAUAGAGAAGCCUAUAAAAUGGCUUGGCUGAGCCACAGGCAGUUAACUCGCUCUUGCCUGGACCUAAAUGUGAUUAGCCAGAGUCCUGGAUGGGCUCAGACUCAGGCAACAAACUUUCAGGUCAUCUGUAAACUUGGCCAUGAUGGAGGCACAGUCUACCUGCCAGACUCAGACAUAAGUAUUCAUGUCCCAGAGGGCCAUGUCCCUUUUGGCGAAGUUCAGGAAGUAACACUGAAGGCAAUGCUGGACCCUCCACCAGGACUCAACAACAACUACACCACCACUAUAAGUCCACUUGUGGAAGUAGUCCUGAGCAACAUCAACACAAAAGGUUUAAUAUCUUUGAGGAUAAAGCUUUCUGGAGAGGUGCGGAGUGACCCAUUAAGUCAGGAACUGACCACAGUGGUCGGACUCUUGUCUUGCAAACGAGAAGGACCCUAUGAUGAAGUAAAUGACUGUGACAUUUUAAAUAACAUGAUGCACAUGCAGCUCCAACAGCUGAAGACACAUUUUUAUGUGAUAGCAGUUGCAAAGGCCUCAGCCAUCGAGUCCCCAGAAAUGUCAGUCUGGGAUUACCUCCAUCGCCAAACCACUAUUGCUGUUUAUGGCCCCAGGUACAUCCAUCCAUCUUUUAAGGUUGUAUUAGUUGUGUGCUGUCAUGAGGACGUACCACCAAAGCUUCCCUUUUCAGAUAUUUGUCGAGGAAACAAACAACUGCCUCCGCUAGUGCUACAGCUCUGGGGAACACAUCACCUUAGGAGUGACAACCUGCAAGACCUGUUUGUUACCACAAGUAUCAACGGCUCCACGUUUAAAAUAAGACAUGAAGACAAGGUGAAAGAAGUGAGGCAGAGCCAGCUCAAGAUAGGGACUGUGCUGCAUUUACCGGUGGCCUUAUCUUGCACUGUCUGCAAAGACAUGACUCCUUUUCAGUUAGACCUACAAGUAACUGAAUCAAACUCUUCAAUCAUUGCAUGUUUUCAGGUCCCUUCCCCUCCAGCCGCACCAGUUCGAUGUGAAAGGCGCAUGAUAAAUCAGACAAGUAGAAAACUAGUUGAGAUGUCAAAAACAUGCUCUAUUCCUGAGGAACGGGUACCAGAUUUCCCCAUAUUUAAGGAUGGGCCUGUAAUCCUAAAAUGGUAUGGAGUAGCAAUAAAAUCAGUUCUCCGUCAGCAACGUGUGGACUACCUAUUGGAGUACUUCAAGGGAGACACAGUAGCUCUCCUAUCAAAAGCGACUGUUAAAUCGGUGGGGAAUUCAAAGGUAAAGCAGUGGUACAUUGGAUUCCUCAGGGGCAGGACUGGUUUGGUUCAUUGCAAAAAUGUCAAGCUCAUCACAGCGGAUCAGGUGAUUGACUUCACUGGUAUUCACGUGACUACAGAGGUGCUCCUGGACAAUAUGACACUGCCCUUCAAGAAGCUUACAUACAUGUACUCGGCCAUCCAGACACUAGUUACAGAGCACGUAACUAACUGGAGAGGUUUUGCAGAUGCUUUAGGGUAUUACAAUUUGUCGCUGGACAUCAUCACUCGCAGAGUUGCUGAAACAGAAACUGAUAAGGUGGCCUGUGUGCUGGAAAAGCUGAAGGAAGACUGCCACGCUGAGAACAGUGGGAAGAAAUUCCUUCACGAACUCAUGGUUGGUCUGUUAAAGAUGGACAACAUGAAUCUUGUGACCCAACUGAUUCAGAAUACAGUAAUCCUGUCCACUGCUGUGGAGCUGGGGGGUCGAUGGCGGGAGCUCGCUGACAAAAUGGGGAAACUAACCAGUGCUCAAAUUGCUGUGUAUGAGGCACCACACAGAGAAAAGGAUGGUCAAGUUGGGCUUCAGUUAAUGUGGAAACCAGCUUACGACUUCCUGUUCACCUGGAGUCAGCGUUACGGAAACAGUUACAGAGACAUGAUUCAAGACCUCCACCUGGUCCUAGAUAAGAUGAAGAACCCUGCCACCAGACAGUGGAGACAGCUUACCGGUGCCCUUAUAACAGUCAACUGCCUCGAUAUCUACCGGGCCGCCGCAUACCCAAAGAACUAAGCACUUUGCAAUCAAUGCAUUGCAAUAUUACCCCUGCCCUUACACUUCUUCUGUUUGUUAAUUCCAUGUCUUUGUCCUUUAACUACAGCUGGAAAACAGCUGGAAAAGGCCAAAUGAGUUAGCAACACAGCACGGCACUGAAAACAAUAACCCCAUCCAUCUUUGUUGACAUUCAUAAUAUAAUUAUGGUUACACAAUGUAUAGUUUUUUGUUUGUUUUGUUUUCUAGCACUUUUAGCUUACAGACUAAAUGUUCCUUUUGAAUAGAGGUGAUAGAACUAUUAAAGAUGUUUGCAUCAGUUGACCUGAAACACACAACAUCUGGGUUGAGACACCAAAAAAUGUGAAUCCAAGAAAUAUAUAAUUGUGAAUUAUUUACCUGCAUUAAAUAUUAUGAUUUAUAUGUGUUUCCCUAGUGCUCUUCCGAAGCAAAUAAUGUACUUAAUAUUUUGUAUUUUAAUGUAUUUUAUAAGUCACUAUUACUUCCUACACAAUACAAUGGGGCAAAUAAGUAUUUAGUCAACUGUGCAAUUGUGCAAGUUCUCCCACUUGAAAAUAUUA